AAACCGCAACGCUCCCUCCCAGCAUCCUACUACCGCGGCGGCACCAGCCGCGCCGUCUUCUUCAACGCAACGGACCUGCCCCGCGACGCCUCGACCCACCCCGCAAUCUUCCGCGCCGUGCUGGGCAGCCCCGACGCCGCGCACCGGCGCCAACUCGACGGGAUGGGCGGGGGCAUCAGCAGCCUCUCGAAGAUCUGCAUCAUCCGGGCCGGAUCCACCCACCCCGCCGCGGACGUGGAUUACACGUUCGUGUCGGUCGGCGUGGUCGACGACAAGGUCGAUCUGACGAGUAACUGCGGGAACAUGAGUGCGGCGGUGGGGCCGUUCGCCGUGGAUGCGGGGUUGGUGCGGUCGCCAACGUUGAACGGGGACGAGGCGACGACGACGACGACGACGGUGCGGAUCCAUAAUACCAAUACGGGCAAGAUCAUUCACUCUACGUUUGCGGUGGUCGAGAGUGCAGCCGGAACCCAGGAGCCGCCGGUGUAUGAGGCGGCGACGAGUGGGGAGUUCGCCAUCGAUGGCGUGGCAGGCACGGCCGCGCGGGUGCAGCUCGAUUUCGUGGACCCCGCCGGUUCGGUGACGGGCAGGUUGCUUCCGACGGGGAAUGUGGUGGAUGCGUUUGACGUCGACGGAACAGCGGUGGAGGCGACGUGUAUUGAUGUCGCCAAUCCGUGUGUCUUUGUCUCCGCGGCGAAGCUGGGGGUCCAGAGUAACCUGACGCCCGAGGAGCUGACGGCCGACGGGGGGUUGUUGGAGAAGUUGGAUCGCAUCCGCCGGUUAGCCGGGGUGAAGAUGGGGAUCGCGGCGUCGCCCGAGAAGGUGCCCGGGAGCAUCCCCAAGAUCGCUCUGGUGGCUACCCCCGGGGAGGAUGCGCGCUCGGUCGCCACGGGUCAGACGCCGCAGAAGGUCGAUCUGGUGGCCAGAGCGCUCUCCGUGGGCCAGCCGCAUAAGGCGCUGCCCAUUACGGUGGCGUUGUCCCUGGCGGCCGCGGCGCGGGUGGAGGGGAGCACUGUGUCGCAGGUUGUGAAACGGGGACAGACGGUCGAUGCUGCCGGGCUCACCAUCGGACAUGCCAGUGGAAAUCUGUUGGUGGGGGCGGAAUUCGCCGAGGAUGGCAGUCUGCAAUCCGGUCGCGUGUUCUCGACCGCGCGGAGGUUGUUUGAGGGAAGGGUGUUCUGGAAA
This is a messenger RNA of Aspergillus japonicus CBS 114.51, 1185 nucleotides long. RefSeq names its product DUF453 domain protein. Lineage: Eukaryota; Fungi; Ascomycota; Eurotiomycetes; Eurotiales; Aspergillaceae. The annotation marks the transcript as partial. The transcript has a single exon. The record is from RefSeq and is a predicted model, not a curated record.